AUGGACCUUUAUCGAGCUACAUUCGCUGGAUCGCUAGUGCUCAAUGCACUUGCUUUCUACCAGUCGCACCGCUCACGCAAGGCGGCCGUCGUAGAGACUGCGACUACGGAAAAGAAAGACGAGCAUCAACAUGUAGAGCCGGAUCUAGAGGGCUUGAGCAAGCUGAAGAAGCGCUUCUUCCCUAUUUAUUUGCUCGUCAAUGCCGCGGACUGGCUCCAAGGGCCGUACAUAUAUCCUAUUUACAAGGAUGAGAAAGGACUCUCGGAAGAAACAGUCGCAUUCCUAUUCCUUACUGGGUUCAUCGCCGCCGGCAUCUCCGCAUCUUUCGUAGGCGCACUCGCAGACCGAUAUGGGCGCAAGACAGCAUGCUUGGGUUACUGCGCCCUUUACUCUCUGUCCUGCGCCACUCUCCUUACCAACAACAUCUACGUUCUCUUCUUCGGUCGCAUCCUCGGCGGUGUUUGCGGUACCGUCCUUUGGAGCGUCUUCGAAAGCUGGCUAGUUGCUGAGUUCAACCAUCUCAUGCUGCCCGAUGGUGAACCGCACCUCAGCGCGAUAUUCAGCACGAUGACCACGUCCAACACAUGUGUAGCCAUUGGUGCGGGUAUCUUCGCUGAGUGGGCAGUCAGGAUGGCAGGCACCGCAAAGGCGCCGUUCAUGGCCUCCAUUGCGUGCUUGAGCCUGUCCUUCCUUGCCAUCUCGAACUUCUGGGGAGAGAACUACGGUUCAAGCAGUCGGAGAGCAUCAGAGACUGAGGGGCUGCUCCAGCAGGAAGAGGCCACCCCAGCUCCUCCAGCUACUUCUGCUCUCCGGACUAUUCUACGUGAUCGCAACAUCAUGAUGCUUGCGUUGGUCUCAGGAUUCUUCGAAGGAUCUCUGUUCCUAUUUAUCUUCUUCAAGUUUCCGGCGCUGAAGCUCAGUCACAAGUUGGCGGGCUCAACAGAUGAACUGCCAUUUGGUCUCAUCUUCGCCAUCUUGAUGUGUUCGAUGAUGUUUGGUUCGCUCCUUUACAAACAUCUCUCCACAUCUGCCUCACCUGUGCCAGCACAAAAGAUGCUGACAGGCAUCCUCGCAGUCUCAUCCGCCUGCUUCUUUGUUCCUGGGCAUUUCCGGGACGAGCGCGUCACGCUAUGGUGCUUCUGCAUAUUUGAGCUGUGCUGCGGAGUUUACUACCCCGCAAUGGGCUCUUUGAAGAGCAAGCUCGUCGAGGACGGCUCAAGGGCCAGCAUUUACGGCAUUCUUCGCAUUCCGCUCAACGUUUUCGUUGUGCUUGCUUUGAGCACUACGAAAGAAGGCGAAGCGCAUCGCGACACCGUAUUUACCACGUGCAGCGUGCUCUUGGUGGCGGCUGCCAUCGUCGUUCACAAGACCCUCACAUGA
This is a messenger RNA of Alternaria ethzedia, 1380 nucleotides long. RefSeq lists its product as uncharacterized. The record is from RefSeq and is a predicted model, not a curated record. Gene Ontology annotation, cellular component: membrane. Gene Ontology annotation, biological process: molybdate ion transport. The coding region runs from base 1 to 1380 and encodes 459 amino acids. The transcript has 5 exons. Gene Ontology annotation, molecular function: molybdate ion transmembrane transporter activity. NCBI's taxonomy places the organism in Eukaryota, Fungi, Ascomycota, Dothideomycetes, Pleosporales, Pleosporaceae.